UGUUUACCAAUUCUAACUCCAUUAAACCCUAACAACAAUUAGCCAUUCUUUGAUUUUUCAUCUAAGGUAGAGUUUGUAGCCUGGUUGAAGUUUGAUCAACGAAUGUUGUAAAAUGAGGCGUAAUGUGAAGGCAGCCUGAGACAAUUUGUUGCCUGACAGAUUUCUCAGAGGGCAUUAAAAGCCCUUCUAUGAGUGGUACAUGUAUUGCAUAUUCAGCGCAGUGUGGUAUGUGCUAGCAGAAGCUACAGGGUCCUGACUGAGGUCGGUUUGGAGCAGCAGUGGGAUGACGCCGUCUCUCAGGUGUCCCGGAUGAACGACUGAGAUCGGCGUCCUCAAUCAUUUCCAACUGUCAACUGCUGACAGCGCAGACACAUCCGGACUUCAUGCAAAGGGGGGGGGGGACGGGGUCUGCCAUUUGUUAAACACAGGAAUCCAGAAGGUGACGGGGAUGCAAAUUGCUGCAACUAGCUAGCCCCCGAGAAUAUAAACAUGUUGAGUUGUAGUGGCUAAAUUACCUUGUGGAUCAUAGUAAUCUUAUAAUGGCACUGGGACCUUCUACCCAAAGGAGCAAUUAUUUACCUGCAGGUAUUCAAAGCUCGUCCGUUGGGAACCGGUUUAACCUACAGGAAUAACUAUUUGAAACUUACAGAACCACUUAGAAUUUAAAGUGUAGCCUACCUCCUUAGUGUUUUGCUCCAUGUUGAAGGCACGACAAACUAACUCUGUUGACAUAAGGUGGUGACAACUCCCUGUCAUUAAUCACAAGUGUUUCCUGUUCCUAUUCAUACACACUCAAGUUUCACAUUGCUGGCUACCCUGCUAAAAUGACUACAGAGUGGGGUGAAAAAUCCUCAGCGGACCUUAUGAGCCGGUAUGUCUCCAAGGAAAUGGGAUAUGCAGUGCCCAAGGAGGGUUGGCGUAUCUGCCUGUCUCAUGAGUUCAAGGAGAAGAGAAAGCCCUUUCAAGCAAAAGAUGUCUCGCUGUCCAAUGUUGUGGAACACAUCGGUCUUGGAGUCAGGUAUCUAAAGUGGUGGUACAAGAAGACCCAGGUGGAAAAAAAAGCUCCAUUCAUUGAUAUGUUUCGUGCUCAACCCUUGCAUCAAAUAUAUGGUGCUCCACUUGGCGGUAUUGGAGGAGGCACCAUCACAAGAGGUUGGAAGGGGGAAUUCUGCAGAUGGCAACUAAACCCCGGGAUGUACCACUACAAAACUGUCACAGCAAACCAGUUUACAGUGUGUUUGCGACGUGGUGGGCAAACAGUUUACCAGCAGGUGCUGUCUGUAGAGCGUCCUCCCACACUACAAGGCUGGAACUGGGGCUACUGCGGAGAGUAUGCUUUCUAUCACGCCUUGUACCCCCGCGCCUGGACCGUCUACCACCUGCCGGGACAGAAUGUCACCUUAACCUGCAGACAGAUUUCCCCGGUCAUCCCCCAUGACUACCAGGACUCUAGUCUCCCAGUGGCAGUAUUUGUGUGGGACAUAGAGAACAAGAAUGACUUUGCUCUGGAUGUCUCCAUCAUGUUCACUAUGGUAAACGGGUCGGGACACAAGGAUGACAAGAGCGGGGGACACUGGAAUGAACCAUUCCACCUGGAGAAGGAGGGGGAGGCGGUGUCUGGGGUCUUGCUACAUCAUUGCCCUGCAGUGAACCCUUACACUCUGUGCAUCGCAGCCCGAGAACAGCCCGACCGGGAGGUCAGUCACCAGACAGCGUUCAGUCCAAAGGGAACCUGCAGCAGCCUGUGGAGUGACCUCAUCACUGACGGACAGCUGGACUCUCCUACAGGAUCCAGCCCGCCGACGCCUAAGGGAGAGAAGGUGGCAGCAGCGUUGGCUGCAGGCUGCUCAGUGCCAGCUCAGAGCCAUAACCGCCUGGAGUUCUGCCUGGCCUGGGACAUGCCCACAAUCACCUUCGGCUCUAGAGAGAGGGAACACAUCAGGAGAUACACGCGUUACUUUGGGACCAAAGGGGACGCGUCCCCCUCGCUCAGUCACUACGCCCUAACACACUACACACAGUGGGAGAAGAGCAUUGAGGAGGGGCAAAGACCCAUACUCCAGGACAGUUCUCUCCCCUCCUGGUAUAAGUCAGCCCUGUUUAAUGAGUUGUACUUUGUGGUGGAUGGAGGGACGGUGUGGACAGAGCUACCGGAGGAUGCUGAUGUCAGUGGUGGGGUGCGCAGUAAGGACGGGGGGCUGCCAGCUCAGCCUGCUGUCAUCAAGGAGUUUGGCCGUUUUGCCUACCUGGAAGGUCAGGAGUACAGAAUGUAUAACACCUACGAUGUGCACUUCUACGCCUCCUUUGCACUUAUCAUGCUGUGGCCCAAACUUGCCUUGAGUUUGCAAUACGAUAUUGCUGGCAGUGUGGUUCAGCAUGACCCCACAGAAAGGCUCCAUCUGAUGAGUGGGCGGUAUUCUCCUGUCAAGGCCAAAAAUGUGGUUCCUCACGACAUAGGAGACCCAGAUGAUGAGCCAUGGCAGAGGGUAAAUGCCUACCUCAUCCAUGACACUGCAGACUGGAAGGACCUGAACCUGAAGUUUGUCCUGCAGGUCUACAGGGACUUUCAUCUCACACAGGACAAUCAGUACCUGCAGGACAUGUGGCCCGUCUGCCAGGCAGUGAUGGAGACAGAGAUGAAGUUUGACUUGGAUGGAGAUGGCCUGAUAGAGAACUCUGGAUAUGCGGACCAGACCUAUGACGGUUGGAAAGUGACUGGACCUAGUGCAUACUGUGGUGGAUUGUGGUUAGCGUCCCUGUGUGUGAUGUGUAAAAUGGCCAAACUGGUGGACAAUGAGGAGACAUACCAACGCUAUAGAGACAUCUUGGACAGGGGCAGUGCUGCUUUUGACAAACUACUGUGGAACGGCAAGUACUACAACUAUGACAGCAGUGGGAGAGACCUUUCUAAUAGUGUUAUGUCUGACCAGUGUGCUGGCCACUGGUUCCUGAGAGCGUCUGGGCUGGGAGAGGGAGACUACCAGGCUUUUCCAAAAGAAAAAAUCCGGAGCGCACUAAAAUCUGUCUUUGACUUGAAUGUAAUGAGCUUCGCUGGAGGCCAGAUGGGGGCAGUUAACGGCAUGCGUCCUGAGGGCGUGCCCGACCGCUCCAGUGUCCAGUCAGAUGAGGUCUGGAUUGGAGUCGUGUAUGGACUGGCAGCCACCAUGAUCCAUGAGGGUAUGCUGGAGGAGGGUAUGCGCACGGCGGAGGGUUGCUACCGAACUGUGUGGGAGAGGCUGGGCAUGGCCUUCCAGACUCCUGAAGCCUACUGCGAGAAGGGCAUCUACCGCUCUCUGGCGUACAUGAGGCCUCUGAGCGUCUGGGCCAUGCAGCUAGCCCUGAACACCUCGCAGAAGGAUCAGACCACAUCAGCUCAAACUGGAGCCGCAGACAGGGAGCGGGGACAGGACCUGAGCCAUUAGACUGGU
Messenger RNA from Etheostoma spectabile (orangethroat darter), 3428 nucleotides. It is a transcript of the gene gba2, whose product is annotated as glucosidase, beta (bile acid) 2. The coding region runs from base 825 to 3422 and encodes 865 amino acids. Gene Ontology annotation, cellular component: membrane. Gene Ontology annotation, molecular function: glucosylceramidase activity; beta-glucosidase activity. The record is from RefSeq and is a predicted model, not a curated record. Gene Ontology annotation, biological process: glucosylceramide catabolic process; central nervous system development; carbohydrate metabolic process. The transcript is spliced from 18 exons. Lineage: Eukaryota; Metazoa; Chordata; Actinopteri; Perciformes; Percidae.